Molecule: messenger RNA, 1074 nt
Organism: Aphis gossypii (cotton aphid)
Lineage: Eukaryota; Metazoa; Arthropoda; Insecta; Hemiptera; Aphididae
Exons: 6
Coding region: 1-1074 (357 amino acids)
Source: RefSeq, a predicted model, not a curated record
AUGGUUAAUAAUCUGAUCGAUUGUAAUACAUUCUUUAUUGAUAGCAAUGUUUAUAUACAAAUUGGCUUAGAUCCGGAACUUUUAUUUAAUUGUGUUGUUUGUAUUACAAGUAACUCUCAAUGCGUGAAAAUGAGUGUGGAAUUGUUUCAAUCCCUAAAUACACUUCUUAACACUGCAAACUUUAGACUUCCAUCGCACUUACUGUUAAAGGAGUUUAAAUUGAUGUCAAUAGAGGAAUUCAACGGUGUCAACAUUCUGUCAAUCAAAUGCUUGCAGCAAGACCAAAAUGUGCAGUUAACUAAGGAGAAUGUUAAAAAGAUUUUACAAUUGAGCGAUGCCGUGGAAGAAGUUAUUCAGAUGAAAAAUAUAUAUGUCCGGUCUGCUUCAUUGCUUCAGGCUUGUAAGAUUUCAAUGUUUCUGGGGAAGGAAAUACCGUUACCCAAAGAUACAAAAAUAAGCGAUGUUGAGAAUUAUCUGGAGCACAUUGAGAUCAAGAAAUUGAAAGAACGUAUUUCAGUCCAAGGUACUUGCUUAAUAGCAGAUUUAAAGAUUAAAUCACUCAAACAAUUGGCAAAGGGCUGGUUAUCUUCUUCACCCGAAACUGAGGCUGAAGUCAACAGACCGAGGACAAGAGGAUUUGUAGCACGAUGGUUAUUUUUAGAUUUCAUUCGCGACAGCCUUAUCGGUGGUGUUGGUGGCCGGGAAGUCUGUUAUAUGAUUGAAAACGUUGGUGCUACAUCUAGUACAUCGGAUGUCAAUUUACCAGAAAUUGUUGAACAAAAUAUUGUUGAGUCUGAGAUUGAAAUGGUUGAUACUACAUCUGAUGUUAAUUUAUCAGAAAUUGUUGAACAGAAUGUUGUUGAGUCUGAGAUUCAAUUGUUCAAUGCUGAUGUCAAUUUAGUGAAGAACAUUAAUAAAGAACUGGAGAGUUUUGUCCAAACAAAUGAAAAAGGUCCCAUUUGUGAUGUGAAUACAACGUCUUAUGAUUGGAGUGAUCCUGAUAAUUGGCCUCAGCUGUUAACUAAUACAGAUAAGUAUUAUAAAACUAGGCCCCGUAAGAGUAGAGAAUUAUGA